Messenger RNA from Glycine soja, 2413 nucleotides. RefSeq lists its product as uncharacterized. The coding region runs from base 74 to 2107 and encodes 677 amino acids. NCBI's taxonomy places the organism in Eukaryota, Viridiplantae, Streptophyta, Magnoliopsida, Fabales, Fabaceae. The transcript is spliced from 13 exons. The record is from RefSeq and is a predicted model, not a curated record.
CCUCCAUAUACACUCAACCCCAGAGAGAUCUCUCGUCUCCACCUCCUGCAUCUGAAAACUCAGCGACUCGAAAAUGGAGCAUCGCGAUUACUACGCCUGCAAUACAAAGGUAGGUUCCGCCAUGGAUGUAGACCAUUGCCAAGAAGAUCAACAAAAGGAGAAGGAAGAAGAACAAGAAGAAGAUCCUUUCCUCAAAUUCGUGGAUUACGCAAGAUCCGAGCUAUUAUCGCUGGAAGACGAUCAAAACGGAGACGGCGAGGGUUCCGAUGGACUUGGAUGGAGUUGGAUCGUGUCUCGUAUUCUCAAGACUUGCGUUGCUUAUUCAAGCGGCGUCACUCCCGCGAUCUUGCUCUCUGAACUCUCUCAGGCGUGGAGUGAGCAACGCAGGGUUGGGGCUCCGAAGAAGAGGCUCGAAUUAAUUAGCCACCUCAAGAAGAAUUAUCGGAGGACAAAGCUUCCAAGCACUGUCACCAUUGAUUCCAUAUACGAGAAGAAUUUCCUGUCCUUGAACAGUGUUCUAGAAGCUGUUAUUAUCGAUGCAUUUGUGCUUCCAGGCACAAACAUCCACAUGCUUACAUUAGGGGAUUAUUGGAGUUCCAAUAUCAUAGAUGUGUAUCUACAUCGCAGAUUCUAUGACUUGGCAGGCCUGCAGAAUGGAAUUCUGAAGCGAGGGAGAGAGAUUUUCCUUACUGGUUGCUACCUUCGAACUUCCACUGGAGGUUCUGGACAUCCACGUCUUUUGCCAACAGAGUAUCUUGUGAUUCUAUUAGAUGAGAAUCAGGAUGAUGAUGCAAUGCUACUAGGAGCUCAGUUUUGUUCAGACUCUUUCUCUUCAAUUUCUCUUGAUGCGGUGAACGGAGGGGCUUCGUGUUCACUUUAUGCCCGGAUUGAAAAGAUUGAAUCUUCGGAAAUUCAAAGGAAGUUUGAAACCCUACAAAGAAAACAGGUUACUCUUGUUGAUGGUGAUGGAGUCAAAUUAAUGUUUUUCUUGUGGGGUGAGCAGAUUCUCCUUGCCAAUCUUUUCAGAGUGGGAAGCAUGCUUGCACUGGACAAACCAUACGUCAAUAGUUCAGUGGACUGUGAUACUGAGACAUGUAAAGACUUGUGUCUUGAAUACGGAAGUGAAACACAACUAUAUUUGGUGCCUUAUAUUCAACAUGAAGAACAGGUGUGUGUAACAUUGACUCCAAAUCACCGUCAUGGUUCACGGCCCUUGGGUUCGUAUAAUUCCGGUCAGGAUCUCAAGUUUUCUCAAGUGAGCUUGCCUCGUGAUUCUCAGGGGACCAUUGAUUUCAGUAAUUAUCCUUUUCGGUCAUUUGUGGUCGAUCUUCGUAACAAGAUGAAUGGCAUCAGUCUCUAUGGUGUUGUUACAGAUAUUAUCAAAGAAAAUGACCAACAAACUGUUUUCUCUUUAAGAAUUGCAGAUACUAGCGGGGAAAUUUGGACAAAGCUUCAUUUUGCGAGAUUUUGGUCAUUGGGAAGAGUUAGUUUCGGUCACACUGUAUACGUAUCUGGCAUGACAUGUACGAUGUCAAAACAAAAAUGUAUGGAAGUAUUAUGGUUUGAGAAUGAUAUUGGGGCUUCUUUCAUCAAUCUCAGCUGUUUACCAGCAUUGAUCAAUUCAUCUUGCCUUCAUAAGCUAUCGCGACUCUCUGAUAUUUCUGCCCAGACUAGCUAUGCGCAAGUAUGUCGAGUCUGGCUCGAUCCAUCUGAGUAUUUUUACGUUAAUACAAUAUUUUCACAUUCUCUCUGUGGUCAUUUUGUCAAGAGGUCUGAUAGAUUGGUGGAAUGUAGCUUUUGUCGUACAAUUUAUGAUGCUAGAAUAGUACGCACGUUUCAUCUGAAAAUUACUCUUGCGGAUAAGGAUACGGGUACGAAAGUUUUAGCAUGGUGUACAGGUCAAACUGCUAUGGAUUUGUUGCAAAUAUCUCCUGAGGAGUUUAAUGAACUUCCCGAGGAUGAGCAAGUAAUGUAUCCGUCGUCGUUAGAAAAUGAAAGGUUUAUGGUUGCAUUGGUAAACUGUAAGCGAGAUGGUUGUGUGAUAGAUGGCCUCUCGCCAGACGAUUCAAUUUCGUGGGAAAUCACUCGGGCAUACAAGUGUGAAUAAUUGUUGAAUGCACUUACGAAGAGGGCACUGGGAUUGUAAUGAGACUUUAAUCGCACCAUUCCUUCCACUAUCGUGUAUAAGUUUUGAAGCCUGGAAAGUAUUUCUAUCCAUGGUAUUCGUGGAGAGCGCUACCUCAUGCGACGUGUCCAAAGGAAAUUGCAAGGAUCCAUAGUUCAGCCAUUGCGUAUUAUUGUAUAUUUUGAGUGAAAUUUCCAAAGAUUAAUAUUUUUAUUUAAAUUUAGUUGCUUGCCCAAAUAUGUAAUUGAUGCAAUUUAUAUUUUUAUCCUUAAACAGUUAUUUUUACUC